AUUAUUAUAAAUAAUUCUUCGUGAAGUGCGUGCUGUUAUAGUCAUUGUUAUUUCUCAGUCUCAUUAAAUUAUGAUUGAAUUACGUCGUUUAUGUACUAUACUUCUUGGUCUUUCUAUAACAUUAAUUGGUAUUGGUAUAGCAACAACAAAAUGGGGAUGUGGAGGAUUGUUUGAUUCAUGUCAAAGAGGAGAAUCAAAAGAUGCAAUUAUAGCUGUUGUAGUAUUACUACUUAUUGGAGUUAUUGCUUUAACAGUAGUCUUUAUAUUGGAUUUAAUUGGAUUGUGUUCAGAUGUAAUUAUUGUUAGUAUUGGUUAUAUAACUGCACGUUUUAUUUUAUUAUAUUUGGGUACAGCUUGUUUAGUUACUGGUAUUUUAGUAUAUACUGGAAAAUUUAAUGAUACAUGGUCAUAUUUUUUGGCUACUGUUGGUGUAGUAUUUGCAAUUCAAGUUUCUAUUUUAGCAAUUAUGAAUUCACGUUGUAUGUCAGUACAUACAGAAAGAGUUGUUAUACGUUCAACACGUUGA
Molecule: messenger RNA, 526 nt
Organism: Schistosoma haematobium
Lineage: Eukaryota; Metazoa; Platyhelminthes; Trematoda; Strigeidida; Schistosomatidae
Product: Sphingomyelin phosphodiesterase 2, neutral membrane (Neutral sphingomyelinase)
Exons: 1
Coding region: 71-526 (151 amino acids)
Source: RefSeq, a predicted model, not a curated record